AUGGGUGCCAUGCGUCUCCCCCGCCCAACGGGCAUCUAUGUCCCCAGUUCACCAAGAACCCUCACCAGCGACAUGAUCUCUCCACCACUCUCUCCAGAAUUCAGCUUCGAUUCCGAGACUGUCACACCCUCUCUAAUCCCAGCUCUGGAAUACAUCUCUGCCAAACUACAACAAAGAAUGAUGCACGUCACCCUCCUCAUCGGCCGCGGAAAGCCCUACCCGACCGGUCAAGCCUCUGACUUAAUGAUCAUCCCAAUCCAUUCAAUCGAGCCACAAGCAUGGCGAGUACUCGAACGUGCCAUUGCCAAAGGCUCGAGGAAGUUCUCACUCGGCCCUAGCUGGACCGACGCCCUCAGCCGCAGCCAGUAUGAGCGCCAGGCUAACGAUCACCUCGUCAAGCAAUCCAUUCUGCAGAACGAAGUCAUCUUCAGUCAGGAGGGUCUAACUCUCCUGAACAUGGACCGCAUAUAUACCUUCAAGCGCCGUAUGUGCAUUCUCUCUACUCGUCCGUUCUCCUGCAACGGCGGACAGUCAAUGUCAUCCUGCGUUCGGCUACUCCACCGCAUCGUCGCAGAUUUCGCCGGUCGCCCCUUCAGCAAGGCUUUCUUCUACCGCGUCUAUGAGCAGCUCGAUGUCCCAGACGAGCAGCUCACUGCCGUCGCAGUUGCUUAUAAAAACGUCCACAACCAAGAUGCGAUCAUUCUUCCCGUCCAGGCAAAAGCUCCUGCUCCUGCUCCUGCUCCUGCUGCUGCUCUUGUUCCUGUUCCUGUUCCUGCUUCUGUUCCUGCUCCAGUUCAGGCCAAAGUCGAGGCCACUAUUUCAGCAAAAGUUACAGCGAAGGUCCAGCCCAAAGUGCAGGCAGAAUUUCAAGCAAAAGCUCAGCUAAAAGCUGCUGAGCGAGUCAUCUUGAAACCCAAGGCCGACUCUAUCCCUAUCCGGGUGAGAGCCGAACGUCCCCGUGAAGUCAAAAGAUCGCCCAUCCAGACUGUGCGCGGUCGGAGACAGCCCCCAUCGUCGAGGAUGCGAGGGCACAAUAAGCGUGGACCUAAGACGCCUCUUUCUGCGUCGGAUGUUACUCCCAUCACGCGGAAUGAGUGGAAUAUUCUUGUCAGCCAGGAUAUUCGUGUGCAGCCUAAGGUUACACAGUGGACUCCGUCGCCGAAUGUGUUGGCCGCUGCUUGA
Penicillium psychrosexuale is the source of this 1182-nucleotide messenger RNA. RefSeq lists its product as uncharacterized. The coding region runs from base 1 to 1182 and encodes 393 amino acids. NCBI's taxonomy places the organism in Eukaryota, Fungi, Ascomycota, Eurotiomycetes, Eurotiales, Aspergillaceae. The record is from RefSeq and is a predicted model, not a curated record. The transcript has a single exon.